Varanus komodoensis (Komodo dragon) is the source of this 26638-nucleotide messenger RNA. RefSeq names its product growth arrest specific 7 (gene GAS7). The transcript is spliced from 15 exons. Gene Ontology annotation, biological process: neuron projection morphogenesis; actin filament polymerization. Lineage: Eukaryota; Metazoa; Chordata; Lepidosauria; Squamata; Varanidae. Gene Ontology annotation, cellular component: plasma membrane; cytoplasm; actin filament. Bases 16198 to 17367 code for a protein of 389 amino acids. Gene Ontology annotation, molecular function: actin filament binding. The record is from RefSeq and is a predicted model, not a curated record.
UCUGUUUUUGCUUUCAGGGAAAGUCCUGGUUUGACUUGAGCCAGAACCCACUUGUUCAUCUUGCUGUUGGUCCAGAGUAUUGGCAAAGCUCUCCUUCAGCACCAUGUUUCAAAGGUGUUGGGUUUCUUCCUACCAGCUUUCUUGACUGUCCAGCUUUGCCACAUCAUACACAGGAUCAGGAUUAAAAUAGCGUGGAUUAUCUUGGGCUUCAUCUCCAGUGAGACAUCUUUAUAUUCAAUUAUCUUGAUGAUCUGUUUUACUUCCUUCACUGAUGUCCUUCUAAGUCUCAGUCUUCUUUUGAUUUCUUGCUUGCAGUCUUGAUUUGAAUUAAUGACUGAGCCAAGGUAUGGGAAAUCUUUAAUGAUUUCAGUUUCUUCAUUAUUGACAGUAAACUCGUGCAAUUCUUCCGUAGUCAUGAGUUUUGUUUUGUUGUUUUUUAAUGUUCAGUUACAAUCCUUCUUUUGCACUUCUUUCACUUUCAUAAUGAAUAAGUUUAUUGCUGCUUUCAAGAAUAUUGUAUCAUCUGCAUAACUUAAAUUGUUGCGGUUUGUCCUGCAGAUUUGCACUACUACUUCCUCUGAUCCCAAAUCAGCUUUUCUAAUGAGAUGAUCUGCGUACAGAUUAAACAGCCAGGUGUUAAGAUACAUCCUUGUCUGAUACCUCUGACUAGAGGAAACCAUUCCCUAUAUUUUGUCCUAACAGUAGCAUCUUUUCCAUGUUCCAGGUUAUUCAUCAGGAUGAUCAAGUGCUAAGGCACACCCAUUUCUUUCAGGUCCUUAGCUUCUGAUCCACACAGUUUAAGGCCUUGGUGCAGUUUUCCAUAUUUGUUGGAUUUUUUAAGGAUUUCCAAUGUUAUGCAGCUUGCAAUAGUUCAACUGAUGCCAUGGAUGCUUUAUUCCUUUUAAGUGCUUUCAGGCAGCUUUCACUUCACUUACCAAUAUUUCAAGUUCUUCCUCAUAAGAUUUCUGUUGAAGUUGUCUGUCAUGGUUUUUUUCUUCUUCCGUAUAGUUCUCCUCUAUAUUGUGUCUGUCUUCUCUUUAUUCCUCUUUAUUUCCUCCUGGUCAGAUAGUCUUUUCCCCUGCUGGUCUUUUAGUAUUCACAAUAAAAGUUUGAAUUUCCCCUUGAUUUCUUGGAUCUUCUGGAAGAGGUCUCUUAUUUAACUUUUCUUGUCUUCUGUUCAUUUGCUCUGGUCACUGUAACCGUUCUUUUUGACUGCUCAUGGUUGAUACUGAAAAGUUGCAUUUAGUAAUCUGACCAUAUUUCUCUCACCUUUUGCUUUUGCUUCUUGCCUGCCUUUAGCAAUUGUCUUACUCUGUCAUUCAUUUAUGGUUUUUUUUUUCUUUUUUCUGCUGAAAUUGUUCUUUUCCCCCUAACAAUGUCUCUGGUUUCAUUAUACAGUCCUUCUGGCUUAUAGUCAGUCGAGUUCAGUACUGCAAAUCUAUUCUUUAUGUGGACUUUACAUUGCUCAGGAAUGUUAUAUAAGUUGUGCUUGGCACUGGUUUGUGAUACUAAGUGGGUAUUGUCAGUACCAGACUCUGCUCCAGGUCUUCUUUUGACAGUGAGAAUACAAUUUCUUCACCUUCUACUUCCAAUUACAUAGUCUAUUUGAUUUCCAUACUGGCUGUGUGCCAAUGUUCAUGUAUACAAGUGUCAGAUCAGUUACCAGAAAUAUGCAUUUCCUCAAUAAACAGAUUGUUGGCUUCACAGAAUACUCUGAGUAGUUCUGUGCUCUGUUGCUGACACCUGGACCAGAUUCCGCCACGGCACGGGGUUCUGCUUAGUUUCCUAUUUUGAUGCUUCAGUCGUCUAUGAUGAUUAGCAUCUCUUGUCUUGCUGUCAGUGUUUUCUUGGAUACCUGCGUGAAAGUUUUUGAUUUCUUCUCUUCAGCAUCUGUUGUUGGAGCAUAGACUUCAAUUAUGUUGAUAGGUUUUGCAAGAAUUCUGUUUGAUAUGAUUCAGUGGGACUUGGCAUUACAGCCACUUACUGCCUCUGCUACAUCUUGCCUCGGAAAAAGAGCAACUCUAUUUCUUCUGCAUUUGUCAUUUCCAGAAUACCAAAUAUAUCCCAGUCCGGUCCAAUUUAGUUCACUCACACCAAGUAUUGCAAUAUUUAAAUAUUCUUUUUCUUGCUUUUGGUUGCCAGUUUGCCUUGACUCAUACUUGCCGCAUUCCAACCAUAUGCAUUGUGCGGCUCUGGACUUUAUUUUUGCCUCUGUGCAUGCCAGCCACUAAACUUCCUUUCCCUUUGAUUGAGUGUAUCUCUAAUGACAAUAUCCAUACUUGUCCCUCUCUCUUCCCUUGUAGCAAGUUGGGUGCAUUUUGACCCGAGAGUCUCAUCUUCUAGCACUAUUUCUUGUUUAAUUUUGUAUUAUUUCAUCAUAGGGUUUUGAAGGUAAGACAAUUCAGAAGUGGUUUACUCCUGCGUAAUACCAGCCAGAGUUAGCUAGCUUGGGCAUCAUUGCCAUUGUCCACCAGUGUCGCCUUCAGUUACUGCUGCUGCUGCCCAGUAGUUGCUCUUCGAAAGUUUCUCUUCCUCCAUCACCACUAGAGAAAUCCUUCUCCUCUGUGGAUACAACCUUGAGUCCUAAAGAUGGUGGGUGCAUCUUACUCUGGUGUCACAGCUUUGACCAGGGGUGGCUAAACUGAGGCCCAGGAGCUGCAUGCAGCUCUUCGAGUUUAUUGUGCGACUCACCACUCACCGCCUGGGGUGCUCUUGUGCACCCACUUGCUGCUCAUCACCCGCUGCCCCACCCGUGGGUGCCUGCUGGCCGCCACUGCCCACGAUUGCUCCCUUGCAGCUCUCAAAACAUCCGGCAUUUACCGUAUGUGGCUUUGCUUGCUAUAGGAUCCAGUUAAUAUGCAUACUUGUUCAGGAAAUGCAUUAGUUUCAAAAUAUGUAACUUGAUUUAAAGUAGUUAUUUAAAUGAAUUCUAUUUGCCUUAGUGAUUUCAAUCAACUCACACUGAGAGAUCAUCAAAGAUAAUGCUGAAAUAUGGCACUAAUAUUUUCAGGAUGUCCCUGUAUCCUUUUGGGGAGUUUAUGUUGGAGUAUUUUUAGAACAUGCUGUGGUCAGGAAACACUGUCAACCUUAUUUUUCACACAUCGAAAGCGGGUGUUUUAUCUAGGACUUUCGUUUUAGGUACAGCCCUCAGUACAGUAUAAAAGAGAAGAGAAAUUUCCAUUAGCAAAUGCUGAUCUCCCUUAUGGGUCAGCAGCUAUGGCUUCAUCUUGAAGGAUGUGAUGUAACAAGGAGUUGGAAGGGUAUCCUUUUCCUUACCUAGUGGUGGACCGAUGCAAGUGCAGCAGUAAUUUGUGUGGCUUGUGCAGUGAACUUGCAGCACUGGACCAAACUGAAUCACAUACCGGGGGGAGGCUGACAAAGAGGGCCUGAUCUGUGUCUGAGAAAGGGUUCAGCAAGAGUGGGGGGUCCCUGGGCCCCAGCCCCUGCUGGAUUACCUCAUCAAAGGCAUUCAGGGGGCUUAGAAGCCUGGGGCUUGAUCUGUUUUUCAGAGGAUGUUUUUAUUGUGGGUUGUAUAUUUAUGCCUAAUUACGUUGUUGAGAUGAAAAGUAUGCCAGUAUAUGAGAACCAGUGGAGCCCUGCUCAGAUUUCAGUGGCAUUAGGCAAUGUUAAAUUACUUAAAACCACAAUGUGAGGACACUUCCUUCUAAUUGCUAUUGUUGCUGCUGCCCUUGUUAUUUCAAAGGAACUAAAUCACCUUUCCCCAACUUGGUGCCCUCCGGAUGCAUUGGCCUGCAACAGUAAGCAUCCCCAGAUGGCAAGGCCAGACUGGCUGGGCUUGAUGGGAGUUAAGGUCUGACACAUGGGCUGCGGGAAAAGACUGAGCUAAAGGACAGAGAGCAUCUCACAACCCAUUUUCUGGAUUUCUGACAAAACCUUCACAUCUGUUGAUCUCCUAGGAAUCAUUUUUGGCAUCUGAAGGGUAAUCACAUUAAACUUUUCCUCACCGAGAUAUAAAAAUAGCCCUUGUUGUUUCUGAACUUUUGCUGACUUCUGUGAAUUUUCUACUGCUGCUUUCUGCAAACUUCAACAUUGCAUUUAUGGAAGUUGAACCAAAGCCAAAAAACACUGAAAAUUGACAGUGCUUCCACUUUGCCUUCUCCACCUGUCGGAGCUGGUAUAACACACUUGGCUUGUUUUCAUGAUCAGUUGCCUUCCAUGAAUAAUCCCUGGACAGAUUCCUUAUAUGUUUUUUGCUUAUGCAGUCAAGGUUCAUAUUAAAUGCAGAAAAAGAAUUAUUCAGAAUUAUUAACCCUAUCAAACAUAGGUAGGUUUGGAAUUCCAUGUGGAAAUCAGUUUCACAGUCUGGCAGGCAGUAUUUCAAGGCAGUUUGGUCCUCUGCCUUUUUACUUGGAAAAUAUAUUCAAUGGGCCCUGCGCACUAAUAUGUGGCCAUAGGUUUGUGACCUGAUACUUCCGUUCCAUGUAGCCUGGGAUGGUUGUAGAGCUUAACUUGAUAAGCAUUGCCCAAUUAUUAUUUUCAGAUUCUCACUUCAGAACCUGAGUUUUGUGGUGAACCAGGGGGUCAGGCAAGGGUGGGAAGGCUCCAGCUUACUUUCAUCACACCUGCAUGAGCUGAAAAUAGCUUGGAGAAUGCAGCUGCCAUGAUGCCCUGUGAUUUUCUCUUCUCACAUCACACAGCGAUACUUCCUUGCCAUCUUUGUUUCUUCUCUCCCGAUUCUGUCCCCUUUUCAGAGCCAUAUUGAGACACAGAUUUUAACAAGUGUUAAGUCAGUGUUCCCCAACCUAAUACCUUCCAGAUGUUUUUGACUACCUGCUCCUAUCACAGCUGGCUAUUGAUUAUGCUGACUGGGACUGAUGUGAGCUGUGCUCCAAAACCUCUGGAGGAAAUCCAUCUGGAGAAGGCUGCGUCAGGCUUCUUGUUUUCUGUUGCAGGCCUGGUCAGUUAAAACUCAACAGGCAUCACAAAGGCACUGCUUAGCAAAGUUGUAUAUAAACCUCUCUUUCCUUGAUUCUUUAUUUACUGUAGUGAUAUAAAAAAACGUAAUAGUUGAUAAUAGAACUGGAAGUCAGGGAGACUAACACAGAGAGGCAAAUCAUUUCUUCUGAAUCCAAAUGCUGGUUUCUGCCUCUGAAUUUCUCUUUACUUCGCAGUGCUAAAUGCAAAUCAAGUGCUUUUACUAUUGGCUUUUUUCAUGGCUUUUCUACGCUUACUGAGUAUGGGGCAAAAUGGAUGGUAGGAGAAGUUCAUAGACGAAAGUGGCUUGUUUAGGCUUCUGCCAGCUUUCCUGAUUUAUCAGCAAAUACAUAUAAUCAAAGACAAACAUUUAACAAUGAAAGUGCCUUUGUCCACUGCAGUAGUUAAGUGCAUGAUGGUUUGGUUAUUUUUGAAGAAAUAUUAAUUUUGGGAGCUGGGCUACUGGAGCAGGGAAGUUGGAGGGAGGGAAAGGAAAGACCUGUGGGUUUAGCCCUUAUAUGCUGGGAUGAAAAUACGCUCAGAAGUAACAUGCUCCUGCAGUUGUUUGGUGGUCAGGGAAAGGCAAGUGGCACAUAUUCUGGGGUACUUUUAAUUCUCCAUUUCAGGGCUUAGCCCUGGUAUUGAAGAACUGACUCCCGGAUUGAGGCCUGUUGAGUCUUGGCACAAAUUAAAUAAAAAGGGGGAGAAAAUGGGAAGAGUUUGCCUGUAAGAUAAAAGAGGAGGAGGGAGUGUUGUGGAGAAGGAUGUUUUGUGUAUGUGAAGGACAAGUAAGCAAUGGGUUAUCUGCCAAAGAACCCCUUCUCAGGUUGUAAUUUGCUGACAGUAAAGUUAGAGUUAAGUCCUUAUUUUCUAGCUAGAAGGGUGCUAGAGUUCCAGUCUAUGUGUGGGAUAUGUUAUCCUUCUAUAAGCCUUGCUUUUCAAUAUGUUUUUAUUAAUUUCUUUUUCAAAAUAAAGAUAGAUUCAAAUAAGGAAAUUAUGAAAAAUAUCAAUAAUACAUAUUUAAUUUUGUAUUUUGAUUCUCAAUAUUCCAAACCUAUCUAAUCUAUCUCAAUAUCAUAUAAUAAUCUGUAUUUUCUCUUUCCAUGUAACAAGAUAUCCAAUAAAGUAGAUUACUGUACCUUAAUGUGGACCUUAAUAUGGACAUUACUAUUGAGUACCAUUGUACAGACCAUUGCACAGUCAAAACUUUUGUUCUGUUAGUCUUACAGCAUUUGUAAGUCUUGAGACGUACACCAUAUUCCGUACUCUUGCUGCCCAGUCUCUUUGAAAAAGGGCUACAGAUGAAUAUUCCCGGGAAUCCUCCAUAGCAGAAGAGUGGGGCUUGUAGCAGAGGGGCUGACUUCCUUUAACCUCUGUUCUCCGCACUCCCUGCACACUACAGAGCUAUGUAGUGGCUGAAGUUGAGGGGGAAGGCUGCCACAAACAUUGGCCACUCACACACAUUGGACACCGAGCCCUCCUGCAAUGUGCAGUCUGUGAGGCUACCCCUUAAGGCUUGGAGGUGGCGCAGAAUGCAGAAACUGGGCUUUUGUCAGGAGCUUCUCCUGUUCAGCAGGGCUCCUCUUUGCUGAGGUGGAUGCAUGGACACCUAUUAGCUCCAGGCUGUUUUUGCUACUAGUGCAUAAAACCCUAAACGCCUUGAGUCCAUGAGCUCCUCUCUUACCAACUUGCCUGGUCAUUGAGGACAUCGGAUGGCCUGCUCCUGGUGGUUCCACAUGGACCUGUGGCCUGAUAAGAAGGCAUCCAGAGAAGAGCCUUCAGCACAGUGGGUCCAUUUCCCUAGAACUCCCUGCCCCGCAUCUUACUGAUUUUGGUGCCUCCAGGAGUCUUUUUCUUUUCCCAGGAAGCCUUCCUGAUCUAACCAGUCAUGGUUUUAUGGGCAUUGUUUUAUCUUUAUUGUCCACUGCUCCAAAUCUCUCUAUGGGGAUACAGAGCAGUAUGCAAUCCUUAGGAAAUUAAACAAACAAACAAACUGCAGAACAGGACAUGCUUGCAGGUCCUGCAGAUCCUCUCGAUACAUUGCAUGGCAUGGGCUGCUGCUGUGCUGGAUUCCACCAGGACAGGCCCUGUCCUUCCAUGCAGCAGGGUACCGUGACCUGCUUCAGGUGGCACCAUGACCAUGGGGUAGAAUGCUGGAAUUGCAGGGCUGAAUGGUGCAGGAAGGGCUUUGCAAGAGUUUGCUCCAGUGGGGACGCUUCAGCCAACAAAAUGCCUUGAGCCAGUGUGGGUAAGAAAUGAAAAUGAAGUGAUGAUAACCUGGAAGAGUCCUGAGGAGAGGGCUGCAGAUGCAUACCAAGAACUGGAAGCAGGGAGACGCCUCCGUGGAUUGGAAUUCCAGAAGGGCUGGCAAGCGUGAAGGAGGUGCUUUGAAAGCUUUGGGAUGGAGAACAAGUGCCCUUGUGAUCAGCGUGCAUAUACUUCAGUGCCUGUUGAGCUGUUGAAGAGGGCCACUGGACCAAAGACCACACAUUACAGUUCUCCAGACCUACAUCUAGUUGAAUGCCCCUGGUUUAGUGAGCUUGGACGUGGUCUCUGUAGCUUGUGCUGUGGGCGCCCUGACAGUGUGAGGCAAGCCUGAGAGGCUGCUUUCCCUUUGCAGCUGGCCCGGUCUCUGCCUUGUGACUCCCACAGUGCAAGGACUGCUGCGAACACAAGAGGCCCAUUCUGCAGUGCUGCAGAGGGCAACAAAGCCCUUCAGAGAGGGGUCCUGCCAAUGCCAUAGUAGCAAGAGUGGCGUACACAGGCCAGCUUGGCACGUCCCCAUUCAUUUGGUCGAGUGACUCUUGAAAGGGUCAUCAGGGGCCAAGCUGCCCUGUCAUGUUUACUUCUCCUGGGUUCUCACCAGCAGUACCACCGCUGAACGGCACCCAGUCAUAAGGGCUGCAGCAAUGCCAUGCUUUACUCUCUGUUGCUAGUCUUGAAUAUUAAAAAUAGGAAUAUCAGUCCCAGGUUUGGUCCACUCCCUGAAAUGAUGAGAUUUCUUUGGUGGGGCAUCUUUGCUUAACAGUGAAUUCUCUUACAAACUGGAAAAAAUAUAUCUUGAUUUGAGUAAUCGUAGAUAGAAGUUGUUGGUUGCUAUAACAACAUGAGCAUAUCUAUUUGGGUGCUCACAUGAUCCUUGUUCCAGUUUCUAAAUAUAAGCCCAAUCUCACACAGUAUAUCUGAUGCCAUGGAAACCAAAUGUUCUAAAAAAGAUGCAGGAAGAACUAAAAUUUCAGCUAUAUGAAAAUUGAGGGUGGUGGGGAAAGAGGAGGUUCUGUCUCACCCUGAUAUUCGCCCCGCUCCCUAUCCCUGAUUAAUGCUUUCUCCGCUGUCUGUCCUCUCUUGGCUGCAGCCAUGAUAUUGUGCAGGGUCCCGUUAACAUGCCUGCUGGCCAGGCGUCAAGAGUGAGCUGGACAGUCCAGGGCAAUGCCCAGCUCCCUGGCACAGUUCGCAUCUGUAACCUCCUGAGGUGAGGAAAUGACAUGAAUAUUCAUGCACAGUGUUCACUGCGUGGCAGCGCUGAGUUCACAUGUUGUUGGAGGGUGGGCUGCCUUUGCUGCCGCCACUGCCAGUGAAUGAACCGAGACGUGCCCAUCCCAUCGGCCUCACCUCCUCCGCUCACUCCCUGCCAUCACUGCUUUGCCGCCCAAAGCACGGCAUAGGUGCACCGCCCAAGCAGGUACGUUGCCCUUCUUGCACGCUGCGAUCCUAGUUUCGCUCUCUGUCGUCUUCUCUCUCUGGGGUCCCUUAAGUGUGUGAUAUCAAUGCAGAACGUUCUGUGCCCCGGGAGGGAGAAGGCAUGGCUUCAGCACUCCUCAGACGGAAGGUCACAGCAGCUUUGAACAGGCUCGUGCAAACCUGCGUGCCCCAGUGAGUGUGGUGCCAUCCCCUGGCGAGUGGCCAAGCUUCUCCCGACUUUGAAGGCUCCGAGGUGGAUGCGAGUUAUCCAGGGGCUUGCCAGCUUCAGCUUCAGGAGGAAGACUGGAGGAUUGUGUGGCAGCUGUGCAGCUGAGCGGUGUAAGCCUUGCUUCUUUCUCCCAGUCUAAUAGUCUCACCAGCACUUAUUUGCCAAAAGUCUUUAUUUUACUUACAAGUCUCCACGUAUGCACAGACGCUGAACCCUCUCUGACAUGCUUCACCCAGAGCUUUCCUUAUGGAUCCUUCUGUGUCUGACCCUGCAGGGAGGAGCGUUGUGGAAACAGGCUGCCUGUGCUUGUCCCUCAGAGACCCCAGUCGGACCACCCUGCGGCUGUGUUGGCGGAUUAUCAGGUCCAGCUCCUUAGGAGGCUGGAGUUCCCCAUCCAAUAGACUCCCCCUCCCUCAAGACGUUGCUCUUCCCUGUUCUCAUGGGUGGGUUGACUGGGCCCUUCGGCUGCUUUUGAACUAAUCUCUCCCAUAGCAGGCACAAAUGGUAUGCAGCGCCUUGGACUGCACCUGAAUUGGGACCAUUUCAACACUCAUCUCAUCAUCAGAGUCUGAGCUGCCUGCCCUGCCAGAAGAGGCUGCUUCCCCUGCAUCCUCAGAUUCUGAGCUGUCAGCCCCACCAAAAUGGUCAUGCAAUCCUGAGGUUCACCAGAAAGCGCAUGUAUGACAUCAAGGGACCACACAGGGACAAACUGGCCCCCUCUUUUGCUCUGCAGAAGCUCGGGCUAUGGAGAACAACGGACACUGCUGCUGAAGGUGUUCACCAUGCCUUCAGGCAGCAGCACCCAGCAAAACGUACUGCUUGAGAUAAAUGCUGGCCAGGAGUUGGAGGCUUGAGAGGUGCAGGAGCGGCAACUGCAGUUUUUGCUUUGUCCAGCAAGGUGGAGCCUUGGCUUUGAGUGAUAGAUCACAGCAUCCAUUUUGAUUCAGAAGUAUUGUUUGUUUGUUUGUUCACCAAAUGAAAUCCAACGGAUUCGAUCGCACACUCAUAGUCUGCAGUACUCCUUCCUCCACGUUUCUGGUAUUGCUACUUUAAAAAUAAAAUGGAAAUUAGUUAAGUUGACAGUUUUUCAGUAUAGUCAUGCAAACUGGCUUCCUCUUGCAGCAUGCCAUGCAGUGUAGGAGUUUACUUACUCUGUUCUCCCUUUGUGUUUGUGGUUGGAAUUUUUUCUCCCUCCUCUGCAACUGCAGAUGGAAACAAUUUUAUACAUUGGGUCAUUUUAUAGAUUUCAUGGAUACAUGGAACUAUGUAGAAAUGAGUAACCAGGUGAUGAAGAGGUUUACCUGGUUUACAUAUUAAAAUAAUUUCUGUGGACUGUGCUUUGUUUACUUCAAUGUGCAAAGUCAGUGGCUGUUUUCACACAGUGCAGCAAGCAACUCUGCAUGGAAAUCAAGUGAUUUCUGCAUUAUUGUGGUUUCUAGCCUUCCUUUCCUCCCAUGUUGGCACAUAUCCCAUCAGCCACUAUGCCUGAAAUUCGAUCCCAAGGUGCAUCACUCCCUACCUAUGUUGUUUAUCUUUUCCUCAUUGGCCCACACAUAGAGCCUGGAUGGCUGGAGUUGCUACUCUUUCCAGGGUUUCCGUGGUAGUUGUGUACCAGAACCAUGGAAACCGUGAUCCUGAGUGUAGACAAUAUGACAAGCCAUGGUGAUAAGGGGAAACCACAAAACUAACCAUUGUUUCUCAUCGUUGUUUAUAAAGAACAUUGUUUUACCAUGGUGAAACGCCACUACUGGGCUCAGACAACAUGAUAGACCAACAGGAGCAUAAAACUACCAUGGCUUGUUGUAUUGUCUGCACCCAGCCACUCUGUGCCUUGCCUCUACUACAAAGCCAGAGAAAUAAGCCAUGGUUUGUUAUUUGAUUAUUGUUAGGGAAGCAGUAUGGUCCAGGGGAAAGGUCCGGCUUUGCACAUCAUACUAAACUACAAAAACAAAGGUCUGUAAUUUGUUUAGGCCAGGAAUCUUGAUCUUCUUUCAGCCUGAGGGUCAACUUCCAUUGCAGGAAAGCUGCAUUUCAGUAGUUAAUGGGGCCAAAGGCAAAAUUUCAGGGCACAAAAUACCCCACAUUCAAUAUAUAUUAACUUUAAAGCAGUUAAGCCUUAACAGAGGCAUUGACCCAAACCAAUCAAAUGAUUGGUGGUCAAGGGAAAGGGGAGGGGGCCAGGGAAAGGGGCUUGACUGCCUAGAGCUAUUUGAACCCUAGGUCUGAGGUUUUGAACAGCUGGUCCAGUGUCUUCUGCUGUGGCAGUAGUGACCGGACGAUGUUUAUAAGCACAGUGUUUACCAGCACAUCGUGACAUGUAUCCCUUGCCCCAUUCUCACUCGCUAAUGAGCAUAAGUGAAAAUAGUUCUUUCAAAUCGGAGAUGUGAUAGAGCCCGCUACGAAAAACCUGCACACGUGGCAAGUGUUCCUUUUCCCAUGGUCCCGUGCAUACUCGGUUGGUCUGUGCAGGCUGUUUUACGGUUUAUAUGGAACCUACGCUGAAUCUGCUAUAGGGCAGGCACUCAACAGGGAGCUACAAGCAAUCCCAGCUCUCUGAUAAAUGUAUCAGAAUGAUGUAUGUGUUCCAAACACCUGUUCCACUCAUGCUUACAAUUGUAGGUGUUGCAUUUUUAAAAACACCAUAACUUAUACAGCACAUAACAUGUGAAAAGGCCAUCAGACUAGCUGUUCUGGCUAUUCGCAAGAGAGUGCUUCUUGAGGGGAGAUACUGCCAUAGGAGGCCUAUAGAAUUUUGACCUUAUAGGUUUGCUUGUAGCCUUUGAUUCAGACUCUAUGAAACUUUUUCAAUCUGGACGUUCCAGAAAAUAUGCUCCCUUUGCAGGAAUUACGGUCCUGAAUGCACAGAUGUUUCCUUUCUAGGUCCCCUCUUUUCUAAUGGGAGCUUCCUGCUGAGUCUAAAUGAGAAGUGGUUUUUUCUCUGUUGAGCAAGGCUUGAACUUUCAUCAUGGAGGGGCAUCCUUCUCCGGAUGGAUCAGGAAGUCAUGUGAAGCUGUUUCCGUGGGCAACAUUAAUUUGAGGAUUCAGCAUAUGCCGUGCCAGUCAUCACCAUGGGUUCGCCGGUCAAACCCAGUAAAGCAAUGGUUGUGUAGAAAGAUGUAUUUUACCUUUACAAAGGGAGAUUUUUGUUGUUGUUUGUGUUGACUUUCUUAUGAAGAGCUAAGCUAAAAAUGUUGUCCUUCCUAGGAAGAACUAGAAUCCCAUGUCAAAAACUCCGGGCCAGAGAAAAUUUAGGCAACCAUCUUUAUGGUUCACUCACUUUUCAUAACUAUGACAAUUCAAACUUACUUUUUGCAAGGUAUGGGAUUUUCUUUUUUAUUUUGGUAAAGACUAGGAUAGAGGAAAGCAAGUGGAUGAUUGGCACCCUGGGGACAGAAGGUGCAUCAAAGAAGGUGGGCAGGCUUUGAGAGAUCAGAGCAAGGGCAUGCUUUUUACCUCUGCAAGUCCAGUUGAGUCCCCUCUGGCCUGAGAAACUGUCUUCAUAUUUUCAAGUUUUGCUAGAACAAAAUAACAACGGCAUAGGUUAACUCAAAUUGAUAACCCCUUUUUAUUUUACUUGCCUCCUUGCAUUUGUAUCCUCCAAGGAGCUGGGCAGGUAAUCUUAACAGCCUUGCCUGGUAGAAUAGGUUAAAAUCUAGUGACCCCAUCAGCCUCAACAACUGAUCAGGGAGUUGAAACUGGGCCUGCCUUGUCAAAAUCAGAAACCAUAUCCAAAGCAUCACACAUGGUGCUUAGUGCAACCUAUAGCCCUACAGGCUUCCAAGCUUCCUUAAACAAGCUAACAGCCAGUGCUUGGUUUGCUACAGAAAGAACAAAAUUCUCUCUGAGUGUCAAGAAAUUAAUUCCCCUAACCUGUCUCUUAUUUCGUGAGUGCCAGCAAUCUCCAGACCGCCCUCCUGGUCUUGACUUUCCACUUCCUGCCACAGGCACACGCUUCUUUUGCCCUCUUUUGCUUUGGUUUGCUCCCCUUUGGUUUGCCAUGUUCAGCCUCCUCCACUUUUCUCCCUUCAUGUGGGCAGAGCUCAGUUGCCAGGGGUCUUUCUCUCUCCACUUCCACCAACUCAGAGGCCUGUUGCCACCCAGUCAUGAUGGGUGUGGACAAAGGCACAGUGAGGGAUGGAGCCGCACAAGCCAAGGAGACCAUUCUGGCUCAAAAUCAAGCUGGCUGGUGAGGAGAACAGAUAGCAUGGUGGCAUCGUGGGGAUCUUUUGUGGGAGGGGUGCAAUAGUACCUGCAGGCCUUACCCUGGGGUUCUUAAGUGUAGUUAACACCUAAUGAGAGGGCAGUUUCUUUCCCUCCUUAUCCACUCCCAACAGUGUCAGAUUUGCAAAUGUAUACCCCAGCAUUGACAGCUGCAGUCAGGAGGCUAUUCCACAGCUGAAUGCUACUUCUCCUUACUUGCCUCUGCCUCACCUCACUUGGCAGGGUCAUCUGGAGCAGGAUAUCUGAAGAGGUUCUUCAAGUUUGAGUAGGUAUAUGCAGAAGCUGACCUGUUUGGUUUCUGUAAAUGGCAGAUGGGCAAUCUCGGCAGAUCUCAAAAGCUCUCACAUUUUUGGUGAUUUGGCCUUUGAGUUUCCCACCUGAAAUAGUAUACUAGAGUUGGGCAAUGUGUGACCCUCCAGAUGUUUCGACCUGCAAGCACUGUUGUCACUCACUAUUGGCUAUGCUGGCUACGGUAACGGAAAUUGUGGGCAAAAGCAUAUGAAAAGUCCCAAAAUGUCCACUGCUGUAUUACAAGAAAGUAGAUUUGGGAUAUUUGCUUUUGCUUGUUGUAUGGCUAAAAGAUGUGUAAUGAAAUGUGUCCUUGAUGAUAUGAUGGCAGUUUAUUUCCUUGAUACUGUUGCUUGAGUAGUUAUGGGAUAGAAUCAGCACCAGAAUUUGUUCAGGGAGUCAAUUCUUGGUUAUCUUUGUUGAGGACCCACUUUUGCUGGUAAGUAGCUGCUUCAUGUUGGACGGCUGUUUUUAAGUAGGGAGGGAGAAAAUGGGCUGCUCUGUCUUGUAGUUGUUCUAAAGUUUCCAGUGGAAAGGCACUAGAUGUUCGGAAUAUUUUACAGUACGCCAUUUGGGACUACUUCAUUUGGGACUUUGGGACUUUUUUAUGGUAUAAACACACAUUCCUCUUGUUUUUAGCUAGUACACACGGACCACUCAUUGUAUGGUGACAGCCAAGUAGAUGUUAAAGUGUGUUCCCCAUGGCGACCAUAACAAAUAAGCUGGCUCUUACUAACACCGGCUAUUUUAUAUUAAGUCUUAAUCAUGUUUUGGGUAUCUUCACAUGGCAAAAUUGGCAUGGUGACAAAGUGAUUGUGUAUUGAUUUGAUCCAGAAAAUGCCUGUGUUGUUUCUUCUGCCCAAAUGUCAGACCAUUCGAAGCAGGAGCAGGCAACCUCUCAGACCCAUGAGGACAUUUGGCAAUUUGAGAAAUUGUCCCUCACAAAAUAGUUCUCAUGGGAAGUGUUGCAAAGGACAAGUAGCUGGCUUAAGGACUGAACACAAGGAAGAGGGUGGGCUCUGGGCCCCCAACACAUUCAGCAACUCACUGGGGGCCAGUUUUCAGCACCAUCGGAAAGCAAUUUUACAGCAAUCCCAGCUGGCAAUAAAGGCAUGGACUUUUUUUCUUAAAAAGAUUGAAGAGGUAGAAUACCUUGUUGAACACCAGAAAUGGUGUCUUGCACUACACUGCAAUCUAAAACAAAAACAUUAAAAGCAUUAAAACACCAGAAGAAAGAGAAUGAUUGUCACUUGUUUAAAGCCUGGAAAAGCAUAGCUUUCACAAUAGAUUUCUAAAAUGUGGAGACUGUCACUAAUCACAAGGUACUGUUGUACAACUGUGUGUAUUUUGUGAAUGUCUGAAAUUAUGAUAUUCUAGCUAUUAUCUUUGCAACUACCCAUAGGUUAUUGUUUUCCUUCACCGGUCUACCGAUAUAGUAUCGUUAGCAUUCUCUGGACGUGUGAGGAAUUGUCAGCCUCCUGGUGUUGUUGAUGAUGACGAGUUCAAGGUUUGGACAGUCAGUGUAAUGCAAUAUACUUCUGAUGUGGUUGGAAUUGUAACAAAAGAGUGGUUAUGAUAAAAAGAUGGUUUUCUUGAGCAAAUGCACAUAUUUUAUUUAUUGCACCUAGCUGCAUGAAAUGGAUGGCAUGCUAAAUAUAAAAUCAGUUGUGAAGCAACUGACAGUCUUUCCCCAAAGUGUUGCUCAGCCGAUUAGCUUCCAAACCUUUUUCACAUGAAAUCGGGUAUUCUGCCAGGGCUGAAAUACUCCUUUCCAUUCCCCUUUGUGCAGCUGCUACUUUUGUGACUGCUUUUUUUCAUCCUUUCCUGUUACCCUCCUUUUUGUGUUUCUAGGAUUGUGAUUCCAACCAACUGGGGAUCACAGCAGCAUAAUACCAGCCUGGCUAUGUGAUGAAAUUAUGAAGUCAGUUCACACAGGGGGCAGAAAGCAGUGUUCCUGGUCUAGAUUCUGCUCUUGUUCACAACCCCCGAAAAACUGCAGAAAGAGGAGGCACAUGCUUUGUUGGGGCAAAAAUUACUCAGGGCUCCUCCCCCUCCCUUCAAGUCAGCAUCAAGAAGUACAGCUCAUCCUAUAUGUGCCAGAUCUGACAUUCUCGCAGUGCCUAUGUGUUUUCUGAAAUGGCUUUAUUUUCGGUGCUGAAUGCAAGUUAGGUCAAUCUGCGUACAAAGGGUUGACUUGAUAGAGGUUCAGGGAAAAGAGUUCCUCAGAGAGACAGAAAAGGGACACAGAAGGUCAAACAGUUUGGGAUUGAACCAAGAGAAGCUUGUCAAAGCAGUCCUUGUUUGUCCUGCCUGUGUAUGGAGAGCACUUGGUCAAUGGCACAGACCCUCGCUUUGUGCUCUCCAUCACCUACGCAGACAUUUGAAAGCUGGCAAGGGAAAAAGCUUUCCAGAAACUUCACAUCUGGAAAGCCUCUAGAAUGGACCCCUUUGAUUUCCCAAGAACAAAAUCAAGUGAAGGGAAGUGCUGAAGUGUGUUGACACACAAAGAACAACCCUUGCAGUGGUUGUUCUUCCUCUGAGUUUUAACAUUGAGCACUGGCUCUUUACUUGCACACAAAGAUCAGAACAGACACUGGGUAGUUUCCCAGCUCAUCUCACAAAGAGGGAACAAGUCUUUGAGCAGCUCUGGUUUGCACUUAAUGUCUACAAAGGACUUGGCAAAAGCACCCAUGCUGUCUGUGCUCAGCCUGUGCAGUGCUGGAUCCUCGACCGCGGGAUGGUGACCUUGUUGCAGUAGGCUCCAGCAGAAACCUAGGAAGGCCAUUCCGCAAGUGGGAGAAGAUUCUCAAAAUGGCCACCUACCACCUGGCUGGCAGAGCUAUAUGUCCCCCCAGGGGCGAAGAUACUACGUGAACACCUACACCAAUGAGACCACUUGGGAGCGGCCAAGCAGCGUGCCUGGGACCCCAAAGAGCCCUGUGACACAGAAGAAUUCCUUGCCUACAGUGAAUGGAUAUCACAUACCUGGAACUCUGGUACCCCAGCUAGAACCAAGCCACAUGAGUCUCCGCAGGGUUGGCAGUGACACCCAGAGUCCUGGGUCCCCAUCCCCUACUCGAAAGCAGAACAAGGAGACUACCUUUACGAUAAACUGCGUGACUUUCCCCCACCCUGACGCAAUGCCAGAACAGCAGUUGCUGAAACCUUCUGAAUGGAGCUACUGUGAUUAUUUCUGGGCUGAUAAGAAGGAUCCACAAGGAAACAGCACCGUCUCGGGAUUUGAAAUUCUUCUGCAAAAACAACUGAAAGGAAAGCAAAUGCAGAAAGAAAUGGCAGAGUUUAUUCGAGAAAGGAUAAAAAUUGAAGAAGAAUAUGCCAAGAAUUUGUCCAAACUAUCACAAAACUCCCUGGCUGCCCAGGAAGAAGGGACACUUGGAGAGUCUUGGUCUCAGCUGAAAAAGAGCCUGGCUGAUGAGGCGGAGGUUCAUCUCAAGUUUUCCUCCAAGCUCCAGGCUGAGGUGGAGAAGCCCCUACUGAACUUCAGAGAAAACUUCAAGAAAGACAUGAAGAAGUAUGACCAUCACAUUGCUGAUUUGAGAAAACAGCUGGUUAGUCGGUAUGCUGCUGUAGAAAAGGCCCGGAAAGCAUUAUCAGAGAGGCAAAAGGAUUUAGAGAUGAAAACACAGCAGUUGGAAAUAAAACUCAGCAACAAGACAGAAGAGGAAAUUAAGAAAGCCAGGCGGAAGUCUACUCAAGCUGGAGAUGAUCUCAUGCGCUGUGUGGAUCUGUAUAAUCAGGCUCAGUCAAAAUGGUUUGAGGAAAUGGUGACCACCUCUCUGGAACUUGAAAGACUAGAGGUGGAGAGAGUGGAGAUGAUUCGGCAGCAUCUCUGUCAAUAUACACAGCUGAGGCACGAGACAGACAUGUUCAACCAAAGUACAGUAGAACCCGUGGAUCAGUUGCUUCAGAAAGUGGAUCCAGCCAAAGACAGGGAACUGUGGGUAAAAGAACACAAAACUGGCAAUAUCAGACCUGUGGAUAUGGAGAUAUAGACUGCUAUUCCUGGCUGUACAUGGUGGGCUCCUUGGCACAGCCAAGUUCGAGGGAGUUCUGUGACGCCUCCAGAGAAGAGGGGCAGGAGAGACAUUCCGCUGUCAGCUUCCUUAUAUAUUUAUUAUUGCCUGUAGAAACACUUUCUGUCAUGUUCGAUCAUUAUUUCACUUCCUAUUGUGCUAUGCCUUAAACAUCCAACAUUCCAGGGUUGAGAAGCCGCUCUUUUUCCUUCCUUGCAAAACAGGCACGCAGCAGCCAAGUCUGCACAGCUCUUGUGAUUUACUGCUGGGCCUGUUUUCUGGUACAAAGAGAGUUUUGCUAUUCUGUGAUUAACUAUUUUGUGCUCCUCCCCUUGCAUGAUGCUUGGUUUUGUACAGUAACAGUUCAGUUACGACAAGCCUCUGCCAAACACAUGGACUGGUGAAUCUGAAUGUGAUUCAGGAAGCGGGGAGAUCCUCCUGGAUGCUGCCACUUCACCAGGUGGGAGUGGGGAGCGGGCUGCAAAAACAACUCCCACCUGCCCUUGCCCUUCAUGAAAUGAAGCUCAGAAGGCAAACCUACCUCACAGGAGCGUUGUGAGGAUAGCCGUAAAACCUGCAUAAAACUAGUUUGAGUAAUGAGCCUUGGCUCCCAUAACUGCAAACACGAUUGUGAGUCUGUGGUGUAAAGAAGGACAACGAGGUUGUGAGUAAGGAGGCAGUAAACCCAAAGGAUGCCUGGGUUGGCCAUCUUGCACACUCCCUCUCAGGUGCUCACUGGCUUCAGUCCUCAGGCCACUUACUCGCACAGUCCUGUGACUUAUGCAGGGAGUAUUCUAAAAAAUUGCAGCCAUUGUCCUGUGGCAGAACAGUGGUGCCCUGCUGAACAGAGAUGACGGCCGCUCUUGUUGGGACCAUGGCUUGCCGCGCAUACUUUGCAAAGAACCUUUGAAGGCUUCCCUUGGAAGACUAACCUAGUCCAGGUGAGCUAAAGCAGUGUGUACUCUCCACCAAAUAACUUAGCAUUUAUAGGCUACAGAGGGCAGGGCUUUCUAGCCAGUGAGUUGCCCGAAACGUAGAUGCAUCUAAUGAUCUUCCCUCAUCUUUCAAAGAUCAGCACACUUGAGACUGCAGCAAAAUCCAAGUGCAGCCCAGUUUGUGGGCAAGACGCAACAUGCCAUUGGCUCUUGCACUUCUUUGGCAACAGUUUUAAAGUGCUGUGGUUUUUGAGCUCCCUCGGCAGCCAUUUUAAAGAGUGUUUCAUUUUACAACAGCCUUCAGCCCAUGCUCAGUACUUACAGAAGACUGUGCAGCUCUCCGCGUGGGGUGGUGGCCAGAAAUCGCCCCAGGAGAGUCAGAGUGACUGAGUCCAGCCAAAGAUGCAGUGUAGAGCUAGUUGUUUUCGGCUGUUUCACUGAAUUUAAGAGGGGCCUGCAAGGCCUAAGCAAUGGAUCUUGAGCUCCCACAUGUUGAGAGCUGUUGGAGGAGAACCACUGCGUUCUUUGUCCCCACCCCUCCUUUCUUCAUUUGUCUUAGUCUUGCCUUGGUGUUUAUAUAAAGCAAAUAUUUACUGUGACUUAUCAGAUUCUUUUCAUUUUUUGUAUUGCCAAGUGUUUUGUUUGAUCAGCUGUCUGAAGCAAAUGUGAGGCGUAAAUAGCCCUUUAUUUCUUGUAUUUUCUGAAUUCUUUUUCUGCAGUGCAUUCAUCAAUAGUAUGACUGGAUUUCUCAACAUCACCCUAUUGGUCAUAACCUUUUCCACUGCCAAAGUAGUGCUUUUGGUUUAAUUUUUGACUGAGGAUAAGUGUGGCAGGUACAAUUUACGGGGGGAAAAGGGGAGAGGGCAGAGGUCCCUUCUGCUCGCUUUCUUGAUACUUGCACCAAAGGAAGUCAUCCCGACAAGCUCUUCCAAUUAGUUUUAACACUAGCUUUAACUCAUUUGAGUUUUCUUAUCUGCCAUUCCUUUUACUACAAAUGCUUUUUUUUACUUCUGUUGUCAUCUCAGGUUUAUAAUAAGAAACAUACUUCAUUUUUUCCAAGAAUCUGACCAUCAAGCUUGCAAAAAGUACAAUUUAUCCUGUUGGUACGUCUGGGAAAAUUGUGACUUGGGUAGGUAACAGCAUUAAGGAGACUGUAAAGGCAUCCAUUCAAUUCCUUUUCCUGUUUCUCAACUGGAAUCACAUUCCCAUAUUCUGUGCCACCUUCAUUCUCCAGUGCAUCCUUUAGUAGCUUUCCUUUAAUGGCAAGGCCUUUCCUGACUUUUCUGCAUGUCACAGUUUAGCAAUCUAUGCCUCCCCAGAUGAUAUAGGCCUUACUUUCUAAUUCAUUUUCCUUCAUUUGUCUUCUAAGUUUCAACCAACAUAAGUGCAACUGCUAGCGCAAAUUGCCAAAAAUGUUACACCAUCCCCUCCCAAAUUAUAUCUUAGAACUAUCCUCUAAGUAUAACACUCAAUGGUGCCUGACUGCUUUUGUUUUCCCGUGGCUGCUGAUUUCUCCUUUUUUUAUAUGUCGAUCCACAGCUAUUAUCCUCCUUGUGGUUGGCAUGUUUUUCACAUUUUCGCUCAGCAAGAGCUCCAGAGAAUAGCAGCACCACAAUGACCUCUGCUCUACCAUUCUCACAUUGAGAAGCCACUUGAUUAAAAGUUCCCACAAAUACUGCUAUAGGUCUCUCCUGUGACAACCUCUGCCAGGGCACGACAGAAUCUGCAAUAUGAUCUGACAAUUUUCUCACUAUCUUAAUCUGCCUUUCCUGUUUCAGCUCUAAGCGCCCUUUCAUUUAAGUCAUGAUUAUAAUUUUAAUGCUUUCUGUGUGUCUGGUGAGAUAGCUCCGGGUAUCAGUGGCAGGAGACAGAGAUAUCUCUGCCUUCAUAUUACUGAUAACAGGUAUGGUUUGAAAUCCAUUCAUUCCUCUUCUGUUCCCAAGCCCCACUCCAAAGAUUAGCUUAGGCCCAUCAGGGAAGUAUACAGUAAUUCUAUAUGCAUUCUGUGGAGGUGUCCUUGUUUCAUCUUUGUUCUGGAUUGGUGCAUCCCUUUCCGUUAUCCUCUUGAAAUACAUUCAGCUCUUAGAUGGUAUGACUCAGUUCUAUCAGGUUCAAACCACCAAUGCAGCCCUCUAGCAACCUUUUUAAUUUCUUCUCCUUGAUACUAAGGAUCAAAGUAAGCGCAUCACAGUAACUUUUCCUUGCCUGCUGCAUGUAAAUUUUGAAUGAACAAAAAGCUGGCCUUCCCGGCAGCCCCCCAUUAGUAUUGCCCUGCUCUGCAAAACCAGAAUCCACCCACAAUUGUCUUUCAUGAUAAAAGAAACUUCCUCAGGGAAAGCAGUCACGGAACUAAACCUAACAUGUAGUUUCACCAUGACUAGAUCAUCUUUUAGGCAUACUUAUAUAUUCCUACUUUAGCCUUUUCUCAGGAACCUUCUCCUGUUGACUUGCUUUGUGAGUUCUGUUUUGUCCUAGUAAAGUGUCCAUAUCUAAACUUAUCUGGCUCCAGAAGUUAGAAUAACAAGUGCUAUACAAUUUUUUUCUUAAAAACUUGUGGCAAUCAGCAUGCCAAUGGGGGCUCUUUCUCUGUACUUGAAGUUCAAAACCUACUUACCUUUUCAAUUUGGCCCCUUCAACAGCUGUUCCCAUUGCAAGGGUUUUGUUCAUGGAUUUUAUUGCUUUUCCAGCGUCAGUUAUUCUUACAUUCCUGCCAUUACUUUCUUAAGUAUUAAAAAAGACAUCUGCAGUACGGCUUAAUGAUUAUGGGGUGGUUUGUAAUUGCUGUUCAUGCUCCUUGCUUUAGAGAAUUUUAUAUCAAUUCAUAUUUAACUUGGAUUUUAAUUAGAUUAGCCAGACACUAACAGCCAGGUUUUGUUAAAUCUGGUUUCUAGUUCCUCCGUCUCUUUGUCAUUUUACACAGCACUCAUUCCUUAAAUGCAUUGAUUUGUUCUUCUUUCUGGUUCCACAAGGAAGAUUUUUAUUGUUUUGUGAAGAUUUACUUCUUAACCUCUCCAGUUUAUAUUCUUAGAAAAGACAAGUUGUAGGAAAAAGUUAUCCAGAGAGAGGUAAGCACAUUUUGAUGACUUACAGUAAUUGUCUGUAAUAUGACAGAUACCUGGAACCAAAACUUUGGAUUGUAUUACAGUGCAGUUCCAUGCAAAUCGCUGAUGAGUUAAAUUAUGGAUCCGUACGUGUGUCAAAUGCUCCCUGCUCAGCAUUCCCUCCCAUCUACCCAUCUUCAUUUCCCAUUUUCUCCAUCAUCGAUGAGUUUCCCGUGCUUACUGAGCAUGGCCAGUCCUCACUGGGCUCGUUUGGGUUUCCUUCCCCAGACCCUGAGGAUGUACUUUUGCAACCCUUGAAGUUCGCCCAGGCCUAGGAUCUGGUCCACAUGUGCGUGGGUGGAGCCGUUCGAGCUGCAUCCGCGCCAGCUCUCAAAGCAGUGGGAGCCCUGUCAGUAUGGGAAGGUGCCAUGCACAGAGCAGUGCUUGCCCUUUACUGGGGCUCUUCUGGGGCUCUUGUCUGUCUGUGUUGGCCUCUUUGGCACCGGCUAGCACAUCAAGCUCCUCUACUGUGCCUUGUCUUAAUGGGACCUGUCAAGGAGAACUCCAGUCCUGAUUUUCAGGAGCAGGCAGUAGUUCAGGCUCUUCCAUGUGCUAUACACCAACCAGAGCUUGGUCAUGUCUCACAUAACCUCCACUCUGCCCCCUGAGAUCCGUAUAUGCCAGUCUUAAUUGUAGGCAUACACAAGACUGUUAUUGUCACCCUAAGAUGAUUUUAUAAUGAGUGGGUUGGACUAAAUGAAGGCCCAUUAGUCCAUUGUUGAAUCAGAGUCCAGGAAUUUGUUUUUACACUCUGAAUAUUUUUCCCUAGAUUCUUUCGCAUUCUUACUCUUUUAGGCAGGCUAUGAAUAAACCUAAGCACAGUGCUUGUCUUCCAUGCCAGGCAUCCUUGUGUAGCUACCUACUGCUGCUAUACAUUAAGCCCGCCACUUUCUUUUCCACUGGGGACUCCCUUAAAGUAUUCCUAAAGUCUCCUUGGCUUUAUUCCAGGGCACACCAGAUUUGUUUGCCAUCUGCACAUUUUCCUGAGACCUGCUCUGCCCUUUUAGAGUGCAGUCCUGCGGGUUUCUUCAGAAGCAAGUCCUGCUCCAAGAAGUGGGGCUUACACUCCAGUUCAUGAGUACAGGAUGGCAGCCUGAACAGCUGAAAAAAGCACUCCAUGCUUUUCAUAAGUGCAAAGCCUCCCAAACAAGGCCUGCUAAAUUCCUGAGGUGACACCCACUGCUUCAAUGGCAAUGGGAGAUUCUAAGCAUUCAGGGCCUUUUCAUAUGAUUCCAGGGCUCCUACUUCCCUGCAGCAGUGAAGAAACCAUGGGGAAAUUCUGACAUUCUUCCAAUGCACCUGUUCAUCUGUCAUUUACUACUUUCUUCAUGCAGCCAAGUCUUUUGCCAGCUAUCCAACAUCUGUAGAGUGUGAAUUGAGAAGGGAAGGCAAAUUUCUUGCUAUUUUCUCUCAAAGGCAAUGCAAACUUUUUCAGACUUUCUUGACAUUGCUACUGAAACUGCCAUCUGACAAUGUGUGCCAUGAUUAGCCAGGCUCUGAAGUGAGAACAGCAUGGAAGGGCAAUCAUAGGGAUGGCUGUGAGCAUAGCAGAGCUUGCAGCAAUUGUCUUCUUUAAAAGUGGAGCAUGACCAUUGUGUAGAAGGCCGUAGAAUGAUGAUACAAGAGCUGGGGAACAGCUAACAGGCAACCAUUUUGAAGGGAUCAGAGGGCCAAAAUGAAGGACUGUUCCAUUCGCCCGUGCAGUCACUUCUCAAGAAACGUUUGGAGCUCAUAUGGCUUAAAGAAAGAAAAGGAUUUGGCAAAUUCCUAUGUGACUCAUGGUGAUUGGCACUGUUAGAUACACACUCUCUUGUUCAGCACCAGGAUAGAUUUCUUAUUUUGGUAUAUGGAAGCCAUUGACCAAGGAUGGAUCCAUAUUAUUUGCCUCGUUUUGUUCCCAUUUCCUCCUAUAGGUCCAAGAGCAGACACUCAGGAUACUGAUCAUUGUUCUAAACUUGCUUAAGAGGUGAUGAUAUAAGGCCUGCUAUUGGUUCCCUCCCCCAUUUGCUUACAAAUCGAUUCAGCCAAAAAAUGGAUUUUGGAGAGCGAAAUUCUGCAUGGGCUGUUAAUGUACUGUGCAGGAAGUGUAGCUUAUAGGCAGGACUUCCAGGAGCAGCUGGACCUGAGACCUGCAGAAAGCUACUUAUGUGAGGGAGCCUGGUGGUGGAAUCAGAAUUACAACCCUGGGGUACCCAGGGAGGGGAAAUGACUGUUAGAUUGGCAUAAAUCUGUAGUGCAGAUUUGGCCUUGAUAUCGAAGCGUCGGUGCUGGCAUAUAAUAUGGAUAAGGCUAUGUGAAUAGUGUAAAUAGCUAAAUUCCUUGCAGUCCAAUAGUUUUAGCUCAGCUUCUGUCCAGCAACAGGCAUCCAUGCAGUGGUUCCAUGUACUCAGAGCUGACUGGUGCUUGGCCAGAGAGCAGCCAAGAGUGAUUGCAGAUGGCGUUCUUGUUGAAAGGAGCUGGAUAACUAGCUGACGUAUUUUGGAAAUUUCCCUUUGAGUAUGUGGAGAGCCCAGAGGCAGAAAUAGCCCUUGAGGUCAGCUCAUAUAGUCCACAAGACCCAAUAACUAGGGUGUGUGAGAGUGGACUUUAACACUCAGCGGCACAGCAUGCAGUUGUCAGAUUCUCCAGCAGUCGGACUAGCACUCAGAUGUGGUAUUAGCUACGCAGAGUGCCAGAAGGUGGCACCAACACGCAUCACAUACUGCUGAUCUUGCAUGAAUUUUCCUUGCUUCACUUCUCUGUGAAUCUCCCUUGCGUUUCAUCAAAGCCAAUCAGCCAAAGUAUUUGUAGCCCUAACGGGUGUGUAAAAUCUUCUGCCGUGGUGCUUUGAGAGUCUUCUGCUAUCAUUCCCUGAGGAGAAAGGAUAUAGUUCUUUGGUUCUCAAACUGCCAUAAAACAAGACCCCAAAAGGCUCUCCCAUAUGCAGAGGACCUAGCUCUUGGGACAAGCUUUUUUGAGGCAGUGACGUUUCCUGGUUAGGAAACUAUAUAACUAUUGCUAUAUGCCUCAGAAUACACCAUGGAGGCCUGAUUCAGAUGACAAACCACUUUUUGCAUGCUUGCAAAGGUAGUUUCUUCCUCCUGCUGCUGCAGGAUACUUCCAACUUUAUCUGGUCAGACAUGGAUGUUCAUGUCUCGGUUUGUUUAGGAAUGUCAAGGGGUGAUACACAACAGCUUACAGUGCAAUCCAGAAACCGUGCUAUUGAUUUCAGCAAGAUGGUGAUCUCACCAAUGCUGUCUAGGUCUUUAUUCCUUCCUGAGUCUUUACAGUAUCAAAUGUUGUGCAAGCCUAGCCAGAUACCCUCAUUCUAGUAUUUGCACCAUAUGAAAAACAGUGUAAUGAAUUUUUGGUGGUGAUGGUGGUGUGGAGGAAUCAGGGACAUAGAGAAUUGGAAAUUUAGAGAAACCAUAUAAAAAUCAGAAUAAAAUGAGGUCAAACUGCUUCUUCUGUGGAUUAGACACGGAUUGGUUUUCACACUAAAGUUCAAAUGCCAGGGGAUUUUGGGUACCAAUGCCAAAAUAAUCUCUCAGAGUGCAAUCCUGUGCUUGACUGCCAGGGGUUCCAUUGUUUUCAGCCAGAUGUGCACCCUGGGAAGUAUGUGUAGGAUUGUAGCCUUAGAGGAAUACCACUCCAGAUCAUUAGAUUUUGCAUUUCUGAGAUCAGAAUCCACUGUGUGGAUUUUUAGAAUUUAGAAUUAUAGGAUUUUUAUAUAAGAUUUUUUAUAAAUUCAAUACUAGUAGAAUAUCAUAUACCAGCCCAUCAGAAAAUGUGUAGAAUCUUUCUUUUGCCUUUAAACCUUGGCAAGUUUAUAUCUGUGCACUUCCUUCCAUGAGAGUAUUGCUGAAAGAGGUGCUCUUUACAGUCAAUCAGAUCAAACAUGGCAGCAUUAGAGCAACACAGGUGUGCUCCUCGAAUGAACCUGUUACUUUGUCUUCCAAGUGAUGCUCAUGGAGGGUGCUUUGAAUGUGAACCGUGAAUGUGUUGUGAACAUUUUGGUUCUUCAGGAUUUAUAGAACGUGACACCAGUCAUGCUAUUCUCUCAGUAUUCUUAGAUCUUUGGAUCCUAGUGCACAUUCAAUAAUGUUAGCAGAGUAUCUUCAGAGGUUGACUGCCUAGUUGCAGUUCUUUUUGGCAUGCCUGUGCAAUAGCCUGACUGUCUAUUGCACAAAAGCGACUGUGGCUGCAAUCUAGUGCAUUUAAGUGAAUUUAAUUCCCGCUGUAGUCAGUGGAACUUGCAGCCCAUGCCUGUUUACCCAGAAGUCCCACUGAGUUCGAAGCAACUCAUGCCCAAUUAAGUAUGUUUAGGAUUGCGACUGUGUGGAUUAUGCUUGAAUUCUUGCAACUAGAGUCUUCUGUAUCUUUCCAAAAUUGCUCCACACUAGAAUUUCUGCUACCUGGUCCUUAGUCGCACAUCUUUCUGAGUUAUCUGAACUUGCUGUGUGUCUCCUAUGUUAGAACAACCUUCUGAAAACAACAUUCCUUUUUAUCCCAGCUUGUUUUCCCAUACAUUCUAAACUACUCACAGACUAUAGAGGUAAAGAAAUACAAUUGUAUUCAUUUUCAUGAUCCAAGAAAAAAAAUUGAAACUGCAUGAUAGAUUUGGAGGGAAAAUCUGGCCAACAACUAGCAAUCCUCCAAAGCAGUUUUUUAAAAUGGCAUUGCCUAUCUGAUCUUUUUAGCCUGUACCUUUUACUAAACACUUUCUAAAUUUUUACAGUAAAAUGUGUCUUCUGCCAGCAGUAAUGGCUUUGAACUUUUUAAUACUUUGCAGCAAAUUUUUGACUGAUUAGACAUUUAAAAACCUAAUUCUACUGUAAGCUCUGUGUAUGAAUAACAGCAGUGAGCCUUUAAUCAUUGUGAAAACUAUUAAUAUGGCCUUUUUUGGUUUGUUUGUUUGUUUGUUUGUUCUUUUUGUUCCCAUGCAAUUGUAUGACUAAAACACUGCAGCUGAAGAGGUAAAUGCUCAUUAAGAUUUAAGGGCCAUGUUGUCAGUUCAGGUAUGUUUCUUAAAUGUUAAUGUCAAUGGAGUUGCACUGAUAUACCCCAGCUAAAGAUCUAGCCCUUAAAUGUUGAAGGUAUUUGCUAUACAACUUUUCCAUCUUAUGUACAAACAUUUCCAUAAAUUUGUAUUUUCCUCUAUUUUAGCAAGUUUGUAUUAUGCACUUGAAAAGCUUUGUUUCAUCUCAUGUAAAAUAAACUGUACAGUCCAUUAAA